This is a messenger RNA of Kogia breviceps (pygmy sperm whale), 8530 nucleotides long. NCBI's taxonomy places the organism in Eukaryota, Metazoa, Chordata, Mammalia, Artiodactyla, Physeteridae. The record is from RefSeq and is a predicted model, not a curated record.
CUCCCUCGGCCGCCUCUCCGCCCGGAGCGAGCGCGCAGCCCCGCGCAGCAGCGCCCACUGGUCCCGUCCUGUGAGCCCCGGCCCCAGCCGCGGACAGCCCCGCGGAGUCGCCUCCCGGCCCACCCGCCCGGCCGCCGAGGAGCGGGAGGAGGACGGGACCCCGGCGCCCCCACCCCCUUAUCCGCGGGAGGAGCAAGCAACAAGACCUCACUCUACUAGUGACACAUCCUUAGCAGAGACUUGGCAUUGGCAGAGUUUCCUUGGAACAGUAUACCUCUGAGAAGGAGCUGAUGUGGAGGAGCAGCUGAGGCGGUCCAAGAUGACGACCACAGUAGCCACAGACUACGACAACAUUGAGAUCCAACAGCAGUACAGCGAUGUCAACAACCGCUGGGACGUGGACGACUGGGACAACGAGAACAGCUCCGCGCGGCUCUUUGAGCGUUCCCGCAUCAAGGCUCUGGCAGAUGAACGUGAAGCCGUGCAGAAGAAGACCUUCACCAAGUGGGUCAACUCCCACCUCGCCCGGGUGUCCUGCCGGAUCACAGACCUGUACACUGACCUUCGGGAUGGACGGAUGCUCAUCAAGCUGCUGGAGGUCCUCUCCGGAGAGAGACUGCCUAAACCCACCAAGGGACGAAUGCGCAUCCACUGUCUGGAGAACGUGGACAAGGCCCUUCAGUUCCUGAAGGAGCAGAGAGUCCAUCUUGAGAACAUGGGGUCCCACGACAUCGUGGAUGGGAACCACCGGCUGACCCUCGGCCUUAUCUGGACCAUCAUCCUGCGCUUCCAGAUCCAGGAUAUCAGCGUGGAAACUGAAGACAACAAAGAAAAGAAAUCUGCCAAGGAUGCAUUGCUGUUGUGGUGCCAGAUGAAGACAGCUGGGUACCCCAACGUCAACAUUCACAAUUUCACCACUAGCUGGAGGGACGGCAUGGCCUUCAAUGCACUGAUACACAAACACCGGCCUGACCUGAUAGAUUUUGACAAGCUAAAGAAAUCCAAUGCACACUACAAUCUGCAGAAUGCAUUUAACCUUGCAGAGCAGCACCUCGGCCUUACUAAACUGUUGGACCCCGAAGAUAUCAGUGUGGACCACCCCGAUGAGAAGUCCAUUAUCACUUAUGUGGUGACUUAUUACCACUACUUCUCAAAGAUGAAGGCCUUGGCUGUUGAAGGAAAACGAAUUGGAAAGGUGCUCGACAAUGCUAUUGAAACAGAAAAAAUGAUUGAAAAGUAUGAAUCCCUUGCCUCUGACCUUCUGGAGUGGAUUGAACAAACCAUCAUUAUUUUGAACAAUCGCAAAUUUGCCAACUCGCUGGUUGGGGUUCAACAACAGCUUCAGGCUUUCAACACCUACCGCACUGUGGAGAAACCUCCCAAAUUUACUGAGAAGGGGAACUUGGAAGUCCUGCUUUUCACUAUUCAGAGCAAGAUGAGGGCCAAUAACCAGAAGGUCUACAUGCCCCGGGAGGGGAAGCUCAUCUCUGACAUUAACAAGGCCUGGGAAAGACUGGAAAAAGCCGAACAUGAACGAGAACUGGCCCUGCGGAACGAGCUUAUAAGACAGGAGAAACUGGAACAGCUUGCCCGCAGAUUUGACCGCAAGGCAGCUAUGAGGGAGACCUGGCUGAGCGAGAACCAGCGUCUGGUGUCCCAGGACAACUUUGGAUUUGACCUUCCCGCAGUUGAGGCUGCCACGAAAAAGCACGAGGCCAUUGAGACGGACAUUGCCGCGUACGAGGAGCGCGUGCAGGCCGUGGUGGCCGUGGCCAGAGAGCUGGAAGCGGAGAACUACCACGACAUCAAGCGCAUUGCGGCGAGGAAGGACAACGUCAUCCGGCUCUGGGAGUACCUGCUGGAGCUGCUCAGGGCCCGGCGGCAGCGCCUCGAGAUGAACCUGGGGCUGCAGAAGAUAUUCCAGGAAAUGCUCUACAUUAUGGACUGGAUGGAUGAAAUGAAGGUGCUAUUAUUGUCUCAAGACUAUGGCAAACACUUGCUCGGCGUGGAAGACCUGUUACAGAAGCACGCCCUGGUUGAAGCGGACAUUGGCAUCCAGGCAGAGCGGGUGAGAGGUGUCAAUGCCUCUGCCCAGAAGUUUGCAACAGACGGGGAAGGUUACAAGCCCUGCGACCCCCAGGUGAUCCGAGACCGCGUGGCCCACAUGGAGUUCUGUUACCAAGAGCUUUGCCAGCUGGCGGCCGAGCGCCGGGCCCGCCUGGAAGAGUCCCGUCGCCUCUGGAAGUUCUUCUGGGAGAUGGCCGAGGAGGAAGGCUGGAUCCGGGAGAAGGAGAAGAUCCUGUCCUCCGACGACUAUGGCAAAGACCUCACCAGCGUCAUGCGGCUGCUCAGCAAGCACCGGGCGUUCGAGGACGAGAUGAGCGGCCGCAGCGGCCACUUCGAGCAGGCCAUCAAGGAGGGCGAAGACAUGAUCGCCGAGGAGCACUUCGGGUCGGAGAAGAUCCGGGAGCGGAUCGCCUACAUUCGCGAGCAGUGGGCCCACCUGGAGCAGCUCUCGGCCAUCCGCAAGAAGCGCCUGGAGGAGGCCUCGCUGCUGCAUCAGUUCCAGGCGGACGCCGACGACAUCGACGCCUGGAUGCUGGACAUCCUCAAGAUCGUCUCCAGCAACGACGUGGGCCACGACGAGUACUCCACCCAGUCCCUGGUCAAGAAGCACAAGGACGUGGCAGAGGAGAUCGCCAACUACCGGCCCACCAUCGACUCGCUGCACGAGCAGGCCGGCGCCCUCCCCCAGGAGCACGCUGAGUCUCCCGACGUGCAGGGCCGACUGGCGGGCAUCGAGGAGCGCUACAAGGAGGUGGCCGAGCUGACGCGGCUGCGGAAGCAGGCGCUGCAGGACACCCUGGCCCUCUACAAGAUGUUCAGCGAGGCCGGCGCCUGCGAGCUCUGGAUCGACGAGAAGGAGCAGUGGCUCGACAACAUGCAGAUCCCAGAGAAGCUGGAGGACCUGGAGGUCAUCCAGCACAGAUUCGAGAGCCUAGAGCCAGAGAUGAACAACCAGGCUUCCCGGGUGGCGGUGGUGAACCAGAUCGCUCGGCAGCUGAUGCACAGCGGCCACCCGAGUGAGAAGGAGAUCAAGGCCCAGCAGGACAAGCUCAACACGAGGUGGAGUCAGUUCAGGGAGCUGGUGGACCGGAAGAAGGACGCUCUCCUCUCCGCCCUGAGCAUCCAGAACUACCACCUCGAGUGCAACGAAACCAAGUCCUGGAUUCGGGAAAAGACCAAGGUCAUUGAAUCCACCCAGGACCUGGGCAACGACCUGGCGGGAGUCAUGGCCCUGCAGCGCAAGCUGACCGGCAUGGAGCGGGACCUGGUGGCCAUCGAGGCAAAGCUGAGCGACCUGCAGAAGGAGGCCGAGAAGCUGGAGUCCGAGCACCCCGACCAGGCCCAGGCCAUCCUGUCUCGGCUGGCCGAGAUCAGCGACGUGUGGGAGGAGAUGAAGACCACGCUGAAGAACCGCGAGGCCUCCUUGGGAGAGGCCAGCAAGCUGCAGCAGUUCCUGCGGGACCUGGAUGACUUCCAGUCCUGGCUCUCCAGGACCCAGACGGCCAUCGCCUCCGAGGACAUGCCCAACACCCUGACCGAGGCUGAGAAGCUCCUCACGCAGCACGAGAACAUCAAAAACGAGAUCGACAACUAUGAGGAGGACUAUCAAAAGAUGAGGGACAUGGGCGAGAUGGUCACCCAGGGCCAGACCGACGCCCAGUACAUGUUCUUGCGGCAGCGGCUGCAGGCCCUGGACACUGGGUGGAAUGAGCUCCACAAGAUGUGGGAGAACAGGCAGAACCUCCUCUCCCAGUCCCACGCCUACCAGCAGUUCCUGCGGGACACGAAGCAGGCCGAAGCCUUCCUUAACAACCAGGAGUAUGUUUUGGCCCAUACUGAAAUGCCCACCACCUUGGAAGGAGCUGAAGCAGCUAUUAAAAAACAAGAGGACUUCAUGACCACCAUGGACGCCAACGAGGAGAAGAUCAAUGCGGUCGUGGAGACGGGCCGGAGGCUGGUGAGCGAUGGGAACAUCAGUGCGGACCGCAUCCAGGAGAAGGUGGACUCUAUCGAUGACAGACAUAGGAAGAAUCGUGAGGCAGCCAGUGAGCUUCUGAUGAGACUGAAGGACAACAGGGAUCUUCAGAAAUUCCUGCAAGAUUGUCAGGAGCUGUCUCUCUGGAUCAAUGAAAAGAUGCUUACAGCCCAGGACAUGUCUUAUGAUGAAGCCAGAAAUCUGCACAGUAAAUGGUUAAAACAUCAAGCCUUUAUGGCAGAACUUGCAUCCAACAAAGAAUGGCUUGACAAAAUUGAGAAGGAAGGAAUGCAGCUCAUUUCAGAAAAGCCAGAGACGGAAGCCGUGGUGAAGGAGAAACUCACAGGUUUACAUAAAAUGUGGGAAGUCCUUGAGUCUACCACACAGACCAAGGCCCAGCGGCUCUUCGACGCAAACAGAGCUGAACUCUUCACCCAGAGCUGUGCAGAUCUGGACAAAUGGCUGCACGGCCUGGAGAGUCAGAUUCAAUCUGACGACUAUGGCAAAGACCUCACCAGUGUCAACAUCCUGCUGAAAAAGCAACAGAUGCUGGAGAAUCAGAUGGAGGUGCGGAAGAAGGAGAUCGAAGAGCUCCAGAGCCAGGCGCAGGCCCUUAGCCAGGAGGGGAAGAGCACGGACGAGGUGGACAGCAAGCGCCUCACUGUGCAGACCAAGUUCAUGGCACUGCUGGAGCCCCUGAAUGAGAGGAAGCAGAACCUGCUGGCCUCCAGAGAGAUCCAUCAGUUCAACAGGGACGUGGAGGACGAGAUCUUGUGGGUUGGAGAGAGGAUGCCUUUGGCAACUUCCACGGAUCACGGCCACAAUCUCCAGACCGUGCAGCUGUUAAUAAAGAAAAAUCAGACCCUGCAGAAGGAGAUCCAGGGGCACCAGCCCCGCAUCGACGACAUCUUUGAGAGGAGCCAGAACAUCGUCACGGACAGCAGCCUCAACGCCGAGGCCAUCCGGCAGAGGCUGGCCGACCUGAAGCAGCUGUGGGGCCUCCUCAUCGAGGAGACGGAGAAGCGGCACCGGCGGCUGGAGGAGGCACACAAGGCCCAGCAGUACUACUUCGACGCGGCCGAGGCCGAGGCGUGGAUGAGCGAGCAGGAGCUGUACAUGAUGUCCGAGGAGAAGGCCAAGGAUGAGCAGAGCGCCGUCUCCAUGUUGAAGAAGCACCAGAUUCUGGAACAAGCCGUGGAGGACUACGCGGAGACGGUGCAUCAGCUCUCCAAGACCAGCCGGGCCCUGGUGGCCGACAGCCAUCCUGAAAGUGAGCGCAUCAGCAUGCGGCAGUCCAAGGUGGACAAGCUGUAUGCGGGCCUCAAGGACCUGGCCGAGGAGAGGAGGGGCAAGCUGGACGAGCGGCACCGGCUGUUCCAGCUCAACCGGGAGGUCGACGACCUGGAGCAGUGGAUCGCCGAGAGGGAGGUGGUCGCAGGGUCGCACGAGCUGGGGCAGGACUACGAGCACGUCACGAUGCUACAAGAACGAUUCCGGGAGUUCGCCCGGGACACAGGGAACAUUGGGCAGGAGCGCGUGGACACGGUCAAUCACAUGGCAGACGAACUCAUCAACUCUGGACACUCGGAUGCCGCCACCAUCGCCGAGUGGAAGGAUGGGCUCAACGAAGCCUGGGCUGACCUCCUGGAGCUCAUCGACACGAGGACGCAGAUCCUCGCCGCCUCCUAUGAACUGCACAAGUUUUACCACGAUGCCAAGGAGAUCUUUGGGCGCAUCCAGGACAAGCACAAGAAACUCCCCGAGGAGCUCGGGAGAGAUCAGAACACAGUGGAGACCUUACAGAGAAUGCACACCACGUUUGAGCACGACAUCCAGGCUCUGGGAACUCAGGUGAGACAGCUGCAGGAGGAUGCAGCCCGCCUCCAGGCCGCCUAUGCAGGCGACAAGGCCGAGGACAUCCAGAAGCGGGAGAACGAGGUCCUGGAAGCCUGGAAGGCCCUGCUGGACGCCUGCGAGGGCCGCAGGGUGCGGCUGGUGGACACGGGGGACAAGUUCCGCUUCUUCAGCAUGGUGCGCGACCUCAUGCUGUGGAUGGAGGAUGUCAUCCGGCAGAUCGAAGCCCAGGAGAAGCCACGGGAUGUGUCCUCUGUUGAACUAUUAAUGAAUAAUCAUCAAGGUAUCAAAGCAGAAAUCGAUGCUCGUAAUGACAGUUUCACGACCUGCAUUGAACUUGGGAAAUCGCUGCUGGCGAGGAAGCACUACGCAUCAGAGGAGAUCAAGGAGAAGUUACUGCAGUUGACGGAAAAGAGGAAAGAAAUGAUUGACAAGUGGGAAGACCGAUGGGAAUGGUUAAGACUGAUCUUGGAGGUCCAUCAGUUCUCAAGGGACGCCAGCGUGGCCGAGGCCUGGCUGCUGGGACAGGAGCCCUACCUGUCCAGCCGAGAAAUAGGCCAGAGCGUGGACGAGGUGGAGAAGCUCAUCAAGCGCCACGAGGCUUUUGAAAAGUCUGCAGCGACCUGGGACGAGAGGUUCUCCGCCCUGGAAAGGCUGACGACAUUGGAGCUACUGGAAGUGCGCAGACAGCAAGAGGAAGAGGAGAGGAAGAGGCGGCCGCCUUCUCCUGAGCCGAGCUCGAAGGUUUCCGAGGAGACCGAGUCCCAGCAGCAGUGGGAUACUUCAAAAGGAGAGCAAGUUUCCCAGAAUGGUUUGCCGGCUGAACAGGGAUCUCCACGGAUGGCAGAAACGGUGGACACGAGCGAAAUGGUCAAUGGCGCUGCAGAACAGAGGACAAGCUCGAAAGAGUCCAGCCCCAUUCCCUCUCCCACCUCCGAGCGCAAAGCCAAGACUGCCCUCCCGGCCCAGAGUGCUGCCACCUUGCCGGCCAGGACCCAGGAGACGCCUUUGGCCCAGAUGGAAGGCUUCCUGAAUCGGAAGCACGAGUGGGAGGCCCACAAUAAGAAGGCCUCAAGCAGGUCCUGGCACAAUGUUUACUGUGUCAUAAAUAUCCAAGAAAUGGGUUUCUACAAAGAUGCAAAGACAGCUGCUUCCGGAAUUCCCUACCACAGCGAGGUCCCUGUGAGUUUGAAAGAAGCCAUCUGUGAAGUGGCCCUUGAUUACAAAAAGAAGAAACACGUGUUCAAGCUAAGACUAAAUGACGGCAAUGAGUACCUCUUCCAAGCCAAAGACGAUGAGGAAAUGAACACAUGGAUCCAGGCCAUCUCCUCUGCCAUCUCCUCCGAUAAACACGAGGUGUCUGCCAGCACCCAGAGCACGCCAGCAUCCAGCCGGGCUCAGACCUUGCCCACCAGCGUUGUCACCAUCACCAGCGAGUCCAGUCCCGGCAAACGGGAGAAGGACAAAGAGAAAGACAAAGAAAAGAGGUUCAGCCUUUUUGGCAAAAAGAAGUGAACUCCUUUCCGUCACCUCCUGCCCUUCUCUUAACCUUUUCAGUGAAAUUCCAGCAUGCAAGCUCAGAACCAACACAUUACUCUCUGUGCCUAAAUGUUCCUCAAUGUGGUUGAUUUUUUUCUUUUAAUUUAUAGAGCAUUUCUCGGGGUGGGGUGGGGUGGGGAAAAUACACCUAAACACUUUAUCUCCAAGUUACAAAAAAGCUUGAGGUGCAGAGGGAAGACCAGAUUUUUUUAAACGAAAUUAUAUAGAUUAGAUCUCAAUAUUUAAACUGUUCCUCAAUUUUGUGAGGCUGUGUUGGAAAUAACCCGCCUCUAGUGCUGUUGGUAUGCAAGGCAGCGGUGCUUAAACAGUACUUCCUGUGCUCACCACAGACAAAAUGUACCACCUUCCCAACACCAUUCUCUUCCAUUUACUUCCAGUGGUUACCUUGAGUCUUGACUCUUAGAAGUGCCCACGAUGGGUCUAACCUGGAAUAAACAGAUUGUGUAUUACGAUCUCGCUGCAGCCACAGUGCAGCUCCAUUGUUAAUUCUACAGACCAAACUGUUUGUAUCUGGCAUCACUUACUAACACACGACAUGCGGCUCUUCUGCAUCAACCUGGACGACGGUUAAGAAUGUCAGGAUCCAAGAAGGAGUAGAAAACUGAUACUGUUUUAAAUAAUCUGUAAUUUCAAUUUUUUUUUUUUUUUUUUUUGCUGAAAUACAUUAUAUUGUAUGUUUGAGAUAAUUCUAGUACAAAGUAUAAGAAAACUAGAUGUAUAAUAAACCCUUUAAAUCAUUGGUAAGUGUACAAGUGGAACUGAAGCAUUUACUGGACAAAGUCCUGUUACCCUAAUGGUUACUUGCUUGUGCGUUGCCACACUGUGUUAUAAUUUGCUUCAUUACCUUGCUAUUUGAUACAUAGUGUGCAUUUCUCUGUCACUGUAACGAUUGUAAUGACAAAUUUUCAUCUUACUGCACAAUCAAAAUGGCAUUGAUAGGAAUGAACUCCAGAGGCUGGGCCUGAGCAGGGAGGUGGUCACUCAGGCCCGGUGCUCAGUCGUUAUGACCUUUACCUCUCGACUUUUGCCCUAUCUGUUAAAUAUAUGCUAUGUCAUUAAAUGCUUUUAAAUCUA